AAUGACCUCAUCAAAGAUCUUCUUCCUUAUGGAUCUGUUACAAGCCUAACUAAUUGGAUAUAUGGAAACGCAUUGUACUUCAAGGGAGCUUGGGAAAAGGAAUUUGAUAAGUCCAUGACAAAAGAGAAACCAUUUCACCUUCUCAAUGACAAAUCAGUCUCUGUGCCUUUCAUGAGAAGCUACAAGAGGCAAUUCAUAGAGGCUUAUGAUGGUUUCAAAGUCCUCAAGCUUCCUUAUCGACAAAGCCGUGAUGAUACCAACCGCAAGUUUUCCAUGUAUCUCUAUCUCCCUGACAAGAAAGGUGAAUUGGAUAAUCUUUUGGAGAGAAUGACAUCUACUCCUGGAUUCUUGGAUAGUCAUAUUCCGAAAUACCGAGUUGAUGUUGGUGAUUUCAGAAUUCCAAAAUUUAAGAUCGAAUUCGGUUUUGAAGCUUCAAGUGUUUUUAAUGACGUCUUUGAGCUUAAAGUGUCAUUAUAUCAGAAAGCUUUGAUUGAGAUUGAUGAAGAAGGUACUGAAGCUGCGGCUGCUACUGCUUUUGUCGUGUGUUUAACCGGCAGCUGUGCGUUUGAGCCGGAGAAGAUAGAUUUUGUGGCAGAACAUCCAUUUCUCUUUUUGAUUAGAGAAGACAAAACCGGAACUGUUUUGUUCGCUGGUCAAAUCUUCGAUCCUUCCGAAGCUUCUUCUGCAUUGGACCGGCCUUAACCGGAUAGGGGUUUGGUAUUUUAGAUUUGGUGGGAUUUAGGGUUUCAAUUUGAUUCUAGUUGGUUAAUUUUCUGGAAAAUGUUUAAUGGAUUGAAAGCUAACGAGAUUGCUAGUGAAGUCUUUAAUGAUGGAUGAUU
Arabidopsis lyrata subsp. lyrata is the source of this 839-nucleotide messenger RNA. RefSeq names its product serpin-Z2. The record is from RefSeq and is a predicted model, not a curated record. The coding region runs from base 115 to 702 and encodes 195 amino acids. The transcript has a single exon. Lineage: Eukaryota; Viridiplantae; Streptophyta; Magnoliopsida; Brassicales; Brassicaceae. Gene Ontology annotation, molecular function: serine-type endopeptidase inhibitor activity.